This is a messenger RNA of Nicotiana attenuata, 597 nucleotides long. RefSeq lists its product as uncharacterized. Bases 1 to 597 code for a protein of 198 amino acids. The transcript is spliced from 2 exons. NCBI's taxonomy places the organism in Eukaryota, Viridiplantae, Streptophyta, Magnoliopsida, Solanales, Solanaceae. The record is from RefSeq and is a predicted model, not a curated record. Gene Ontology annotation, molecular function: zinc ion binding.
AUGGAUUUCAUUCAAGUGAAGCUACAACGUUGGUUUUAUGAAAGAAGAAAUAAAGCAGAAGGAACAUUUUAUGAUGUUUCUUGUUGGGUAGAGGAGGAAUUGAAGAAAAGAAUAGAUUUAGCAUUUACUUUGAAUGUCUUCCCUGUUGAUUCAUGGCGUUCUAGAGUUGAAGAAGAAGGAAUAACUUUCUUGGUGGACUUAAACAAAAGAACAUGUGAUUGUUUUCAGUUUCAAUUUGAUGAAUUACCAUGCAUACAUGCAAUUGCAGCUAUCGAGAAGAGAAACAUCAAGAAGUCCAACUUUUGUUCGCACUGGUACUUAAAAGAAUCUUGGCUGAAAACAUAUGAAAGACAAAUACAUCCUGUAGGACAUACUGAUUCUUGGAUUGUACCAGAGAGUGUUAAGUCACAAAUUGUUAAACCUCCAGAUUUCAAAGUGCCACCAGGUAGAAGGCAAAAGAAAAGGCAUAUUCCUGCUACCGAGUCAUCAAAAAUAACAUUCAAAUGUGGUCGUUGCAGAAGAAUUGGUCAUAAUAGAACAGCUUGUAUAUAUUCUCCGGCUCUCCAUCCAUUUUCAAGAAAGCAUAGAGAAGAGUAG